AUGGUCGCACUUGGAAUGGCUCAACGCGUCGCGAUCGUGGGAAAUUUCAAAUUCUGCAAAAAAAAAAGUUAUCGCAUUAAGGUAACAGCAAACCAAAGAGUUUACUCUAAUGGUCUACGAUGCAAAAAAGCCCAAGUCGUUUUGGGUCGGGGGCGCAAAAAUUCACUUUUUUGUAGCCGAGCCAUUAAAAGGGUGGGGCAUGGGAGUCAAAAAUCGCUUUUUCUAUUCAUCUCGAAGUCCAAAAAAAAACAGCUUUCCAAGACAUUUUUUCUGCAAAAUGAUGUCACAUAUGUCCUUUAGGGCGACGUGUGGAAGGCAGAAACUUCGGAUGGAAAAGGUCCGAUUGCAAUCGCCGAAGACACGGUGAAUUUCGAUCCUCUUCUGGCUGCCCUCUCCAUUGAUCCCGACGGACCUAACUUCUUCACACGUGUUCCACACGUUUUUUCUUACUUUUGGUGGCGGCAACUUCAAAAAAACUGUCUGCAAAUAAUCUUGUCCUUUCAUCUCUCUAGUUUUCCCUUGUUCUCAAGUUUCGGGAGUUCUCUUAUAUUGUUCGAAAAUUCUCUGAAGUGAAGCGCCUAACUCUCUCUCUCUCUCUGACACACACUAUUUCGUUGUUGUCUAGCUGCGAGAAAACGACGAAACAGUGUAGGUCAGAGAAAAAAUUGUCACUAGAAUUAUUCUUGGUUGAAAUUAAAAUAAAUCAUAUAGGUCAUUCCGCGCCAGUUUGUCACGAUUUUCAGUUUCCUCGGAGCUACAGAACCCCCGCGCUUCGCUUCGAUGCUCUCGGUGUUCCCCCCUGCGUGCGCCUUUAAUAAAACAUUUGAUUAAGAUGUUGCUUCAAUUUCCUCUCUCUUUUAUUAGUUAACGAGGUUGUUUUCAAUGAUUUUCAAUACACACUCAGAUUCUGUGCUGGAUUUGUAAGAAAAAAGAUUGAAUUACUACUUUUUAAUUUUAAUGAAACCGACUGUUCGCGCUUUUUUGCAUAUAAUUUCUGGGUUAGUUAGAUAUAAAAUUUGACGUUACAACUGUUUUUGUAGGAUAAGAAAAUUCCAAAAUUCGGAAACAAUGAGUCUUAUUAAAGGCGCACGCAAGCGGGUACACCGAGAGAAUCGAAGCGAAGCGCCGAAAAGGCUACUGUAGCUCCAAAUAAACUGGAAAUCGUGACAAGCUGGCGCGGAAUGACCUAUAUUCAUGGUCUGAGUGUUGGUUUCUCUGUUCGUCGCACUUAGAAUGGCUCGACGCGUUGCGGUCGCGUCGCGGUUCAAGUUAAAGCUUCAAAAUGUACUUUUUAACUGUCAGCUUUCCUAAGCUUUUCUAUGUAAACUGCCAAAAGCCGCUUAAUGAUCCGCCACACUUUCAAAUUAACCGCUUCGCAGCCGCGACGCUCAAGCCAUUCUAAGUGCAACAAUUUGAAAAAUCUCCGAAAAUUUUGAAGAUACUUUUUUUCUUCAAAAAUUUCAUUUUCAAAGCCUUUUUUUGUUCAUAAAAUGCUUCAUAUUUUUGAAAUUUCUGUCCCUAUCUUCAAUUUUUAUGCUCCUUUUUCCAUUUUCGGACUGUAAAUGGGUCGCUAACGGUAUCAAGUACAUUUUCCAUUUUUUUUUCUUCUUCGAAAUAUGUACUCCGCACUAAAAAGCUUCAAAAUUCAGAUGAAUUCGGUGAAAAAGCGCCGAACCCUGUGGCUGUUGCUCCUGAGCAACCUGCUGGUGAUCCUACUAAUGGCGAUAUUUUUGUUCCGACCAACUGGCAUCCCCUUUGAACAUGGGAAAGAAGUCCUGACACCUUCUUAUCCGCUUUCCAACAGAAGAGGUGCCAUCAAAACCAAAUUUGUCAGGGAGAUCCUGGCCCCCACGGAUGACAGCGAUCGUAAGUUUCCAUUGAUUUUAUGAUUUUUUAAAACUUUUUUUUUGAACAAAAGUUUUCCUAGAACUUCACAGCCUAUGGAUCAUACGGCUUCGAAAAAUAGUCGCGGUUGAAAAAAAAUUCAAAAUCUCAUUCUCAAAUCGUGAAAAUUGCUUUUUGCUUUUUGUAAGGUUCUUUGCUCUACAGCUGGAUCCGAUUCAUUCUUUGACCGCACUUGGAAUGGCUAAAUGCGUCGCCUACGCGUUGCGGCUAAAAGUGUAGAUCGAAACUCGACCUGAAAAAUCUGCUUCUAGCUGAGAUUGAGAUCUGCACAGACUUCAAAACCAUGGUCGCAUUUGGAAUGGCUUGAUUCGUGGGGUUCAAAGAGAAAUUUGAAUUUCCGAUUCCAGCCUGUCCGUUUCACCGCUCUAUAAAAUUAUUUGGAAUUUUAAAACUGGAUAAUUUCAAGAAGCGUCGACGCAUUGAGUCAUUCCAAGUACAACCUGAGCUUCUAAAGCAUCUCUCCUCAUGUUCUAGAACCGUUUUUCACCACUUUAGGGGCCACUUAAAAGGUUCCUCAAGGACUACUUGGAAAGGGCACUUUAGUGGUCACUGAAGCCUUUAUUUUGCAUCUAGGUGGCCUAGCAGUACCAUAAACUACUAUAGUGGCCACUAAAACCUUGAAACCCUUAAGUGACCACUAAAAAUUUUCCCAGCAGUUUCCGACCUCUUGUCCUCACUGCUCUCGCUUUUUUUAUUCCUACAGGUGAGAUAUAAGAGAGCACAGAGAAGCUAGAAAAAUUAUUUUUCUUCCAGAGUCUUCUCCAGCACUCACGAAGCUCCAAAAAUUUCGAUUCUAAUAAUCCAAAACGUUCCAGAGAACGACAUGGCUCCCAAUACAAUGUUCGAGAUCUUCUCUCACCCUGGGAAACAAGAAGGCGUGGAGAUGCUGUUGAUCAUCAGCUCGACGUCGUCAGAUCCGUCGACUCGUCAGGCGAUCCGAAGAUCCUGGGCGAACAUCUCCGAGCUGGACGAUCCGAGGAUCCACGUCGAGUUCGCCUUGGGCAGGCCGGUGGGUCAUAUUUCCUGGAUAAAACAAUCAUUUUCAUUCUCCAGAGCACUGCCGAGACAACUCAUCGUCUCGAGGCUGAACAGGCCGAUCAUGAGGAUCUUAUAGUUAUCGACAUUGAUGAGCUCGACGGGAAUAUCGGCUCCAUGACCACUUACACCGCUUUGGAGUACAAAUGGCUCAAGUAUCCGAAAGCGAGAUGUCUUCUGAAGACGGGGACGAAUUCGGUUCUGCACUUGCCCAACCUGAUGAAGCUCUGUAUGGAGACGGGUUCGUUGAGGCUUAGGAACUGAAUGAGUUCAGAUUCCUCUGCAAAAGAAAUAGCAAAAAAAAAUUGUUAGCAGCCGGGAUUGAACAUGGCAAUGGAUAAUUGAUAGCUAGGCGCUCAGAAGUUGAUCUAGGCACUCCAUGCUUUAAAAAAUCCAAUUGAAAGCUAGAAAACGGACUUUUCAGAAUGAAAAACGAGUCUAAAAUGUUGCUAUAACUUUUUCGGUUCCUAAAUUUGAAAAAAAACUACAAUACUUUUCUUUUUUUCAAAAAAAUAAAAUCAGAGUCAUGAAAAAAUAUAAGAACUUGAGCCGAACGUCUUCAAAAUCAAGCUUUAAGGUUACAAGAAAGUUCCUUACAUGGGAGGUAAUUCUAGCAUCCAAACUUAUUUGAUAGGUUUUUACAUAAAACUUCAAAAUUCUCAUCGGAAUUCUUGGAAAAAAAAAUGGCAAAAAAAAGUUAGCGGCCAUAGAAUUCGAACCCUCAGCGAAGGCUCCGCAGGCUAACACGCUAGCCACUGCACUAUUCUCCUUGCAGCCAUGCAAUGGUUGGUGGCGCGGCCAAAUUCCUUCCAAACGGCGUCACAUGGUUGAGGAUAAAAACUUUGAAAAAUUAUAUCUUCAAAACAAAAAUUUUGCGCAGAUAGCGACCAGUCCAUCAAAGAUUGUCUGAGCAAAUUUCGAGAAAAUUCCAAACCCUGCGCAAAAAUAACCUCCAAUUUUAAAUUUUCAACUUUUUCCAAAUUUCAACUGUCACCCUUUCAAAUGAAAAACGCCGUUUUAGAAAAAAAAUUUCAGAAAAGUCCCAAAUAAUUGGCCGAUGUGACAGUGUCCCCCUGAGAAGCAAAAACAGUACAAAUUCCAAUCUCACGGAUCCCCACGAAAAGCUCCCGCAGUUCUGCUACACGGGGACCUACCUCAUAGUUGGUCAGUUCAUUAUAAAAAAUUCAUCUCAUUAAAAUUUAUUUCCAGGCCAAGACAUCCCAGAAACUCUUUUUGAUUUCAGCCGAAAGCAGCCAUUUAUUCGACUCCAUAGCUUUCAAGUACUUCUGAUUCUACUUCUAAUUCUUAAUUUUUUUAAUUCUAGUGA
Molecule: messenger RNA, 4267 nt
Organism: Caenorhabditis auriculariae
Lineage: Eukaryota; Metazoa; Nematoda; Chromadorea; Rhabditida; Rhabditidae
Source: the annotation of a GenBank genome assembly